Messenger RNA from Pseudonaja textilis, 2290 nucleotides. It is a transcript of the gene PAPSS2, whose product is annotated as 3'-phosphoadenosine 5'-phosphosulfate synthase 2. Gene Ontology annotation, biological process: 3'-phosphoadenosine 5'-phosphosulfate biosynthetic process; sulfate assimilation. The record is from RefSeq and is a predicted model, not a curated record. Gene Ontology annotation, molecular function: sulfate adenylyltransferase (ATP) activity; adenylylsulfate kinase activity; ATP binding. Lineage: Eukaryota; Metazoa; Chordata; Lepidosauria; Squamata; Elapidae.
CUUAUAAGUUACUACCCACUUUUCCUUCACUUCAGCUGGGAGCCAGCCGCCGCUUUCUCUCUCUGUCCGUCUGUUCGUCGCUCGCCGCCGCCGCCUUCUUCCUUUCUGGCUCGCCUUCCUCUUUUUUUUCCGCUGCUUGAGAGAACCGUCGGCGCUGUCCAGGACGCGCGAGCCGCCACCAUGUCCGAGAUCAAAAAGCAAAAGGUGAACCUCCAAAGGUCAACCAAUGUGGUGUACCAAGCCCAUCAUGUUAGCAGAAACAAGAGAGGACAAGUUUUGGGCACAAAAGGUGGAUUUCGUGGCUGCACAGUAUGGCUAACAGGUCUUUCUGGUGCUGGUAAGACAACCAUUGGGUUUGCCCUUGAGGAAUACCUCGUGUCUCAUGGCAUCCCUUGCUACUCUCUUGAUGGGGACAACAUUCGUCAUGGUCUCAACAAGAAUCUAGGUUUCUCUGCUGAUGACCGAGAAGAAAAUAUCCGCCGUAUUGCUGAAGUUGCCAAACUAUUUGCAGAUGCUGGCUUAGUUUGCAUUACUAGUUUCAUUUCUCCUUUUUCAAAGGACCGUGAGAAUGCACGGAAGAUUCAUGAGAUAGCUGGGCUACCUUUCUUUGAAGUUUUUGUGGACGCACCUCUCAAUAUCUGUGAAAGUAGGGACGUGAAAGGCCUAUACAAAAAAGCACGAGCUGGAGAAAUCAAAGGAUUCACUGGAAUCGAUUCAGAGUAUGAGAAACCAGAAAUGCCUGAACUUGUGCUGAAAACCAACAUUUUUUCAGUGACUGAAUGCAUCCAGACUAUUGUGGAGCUCCUGCAAGAGCAGAACCUUGUUCCUUCCACUGCAAUUAAAGAUGUGCUUGAGCUGUUUGUGCCUGAAAAUAAAGUGGAACAAACUUGGGCUAAAGCUGGUACUUUGCCAUCUAUAAACAUUACCAAGUUGGAUCUACAGUGGGUUCAAGUCCUAAGUGAAGGUUGGGCCACUCCACUCAAAGGGUUUAUGCGGGAGAAAGAAUAUUUGCAAGUUAUCCAUUUUGGCACUUUGCUUGAUGGAGUGGGUAAAAUUAAUAUAUUCAAGCUUGAUGGAGUUAUUAACCUGAGCAUACCAAUUGUACUUCCAAUCUCUACUGAAGACAAAAAACGUCUGGAAGGAUGCAGCGCAUUCACUCUGGAGUACAAUGGGCGGAGGGUGGCAAUCCUUAAAAAUCCAGAAUUUUUUGAACACAGGAAGGAAGAGCGCUGUGCUCGUGUUUGGGGAACCACCUGCGCAAAGCACCCACAUGUAAAAAUGGUGAUGGAGAGUGGAGACUGGCUUGCUGGGGGCGAACUCCUUGUGCUGGAGAGAAUAAAAUGGAACGAUGGACUGGACCAGUACCGCUUGACUCCAUUGGAGCUGAGGGAAAAGUUCAGAGAGAUGAAUGCAGAUGCAGUUUUUGCUUUCCAACUCCGUAAUCCGGUGCACAACGGACAUGCUCUGCUAAUGCAGGAUACUAAACGCCGGCUGCUGGAAAGGGGCUACAAACAUCCAGUGUUGCUCCUGCAUCCUCUUGGUGGAUGGACCAAGGAAGAUGAUGUCCCCUUGGAUUGGCGCAUGAAGCAGCAUGCUGCAGUGCUAGAAGAACAUGUCUUGGAUCCCAAAUCCACCGUCGUUGCAAUUUUCCCUUCUCCCAUGUUGUACGCUGGCCCAACAGAGGUCCAGUGGCAUUGUAGGUCUCGAAUGAUCGCUGGUGCCAAUUUCUACAUUGUGGGUCGAGAUCCGGCAGGUAUGCCACAUCCAGAGACCAAGAAAGACCUGUAUGAACCCACACAAGGUGGAAAAGUGCUUAGUAUGGCUCCAGGACUAACCUCAGUGGAAAUAAUUCCCUUCCGAGUGGCUGCUUACAACAAAGUACAAAAAGCAAUGGUUUUCUAUGAUCCAGACAGGCACAAUGAAUUUGACUUCAUUUCUGGCACACGCAUGAGAAAGUUGGCUCGUGACGGUGACAAUCCCCCUGAUGGGUUCAUGGCGCCAAAAGCAUGGAAAGUGUUGACAGAAUACUACACAUCGAUGGAAAAAAAAUAAUUAAUUAUGCUGUCUCUGUCAAAGUGCCUUUAUUUUAAAUAUGAGCUCUGCUAAUUGAUGAAUGUGCUAUGAUGUUUCAUCUAGUCUGGAAUCUUUUGAUUGCUGGGCAUUUUCUUUCUGGACCAUACGAUGAUUCUGGACCAGCUUUUCCAUUUUUAGAGCUUAAAUAGUCGAUUUCUUCUUAAUUUCCAGGAAUGCCAUAAAACAAGUUUUGACUGUACACAUCAAAAGAAAAAAA